AUGUCUUUCUACACAUACAAAGACCACAUAGAGGAAGGCGAUCUCGUGCUUGUGUUCAUGAGUCGAGGACUCAUAAAGCCUCUUACUGUCAAAAGGGGUGAGUGCCUCAAUACUCGUUUCGGCAACUUCGAGCACGACAGAAUGAUUGGUAUGAAAUACGGUUCUCAGAUGGGUGGGGCCAAGGACAGAGGAUUUGUGCAUCUUCUCCAUCCUACACCUGAGCUUUGGACAGUUUCCCUCCCUCACAGAACACAGAUCGUGUACACCCCAGACUCUUCUUACAUUGUUCAGAGAUUGGGAAUCACUAGUGGAUCAAGAGUCAUUGAAGCAGGUACAGGUUCGGCUUCUUUCACCCAUUCUUUCGCUCGUACUGUCAGUGAUGACGGACGAUUGUUCACAUAUGAGUUUCACGAGCCGCGUUUCUUGGAAGCUCAGAAAGAACUAGAGCUGCAUGGCCUCUUGGGUCGCAAUACUAUGAUCACCCACAGAGACGUGUGCCACGAUGGGUUUGACAUUGCUGAUAUACCCGAGACGUUCCAGAAGAAUGGAGGAUUGUUCUGUGAUGCGGUGUUUCUUGAUUUGCCCGCGCCUUGGACAGCAAUCCCACACUUGCCUAGCGUUGUGUCUUCCACAUCCAGAGUUGGAAUUUGCUGUUUCAGUCCAUGUAUUGAACAAGUGGAUAAAACCAUUGAGGCCCUCGAGGAACACGGAUGGACCGAUAUAGAAAUGGUGGAAAUCGCCGGCCGCCGCUGGGAAGCCCGGAAAGAAAUGGUGCGGGACCUCAAGGACGUGGUGAAAAGAUUGAAAGACAUCCAAGGAAGAAAAACGCAAGGAAUCGAGAGCAGAAGACAAGUGAAGAUAGAGCCCCAGGCAGGUGAAAAGAGAAACAUUAGUGAGGUGGAUACCCAGCUGCCCGAACCGCUGGAAAGACCACAGAAAGUUUUAAUCCAUUCGGGAUAA
Molecule: messenger RNA, 960 nt
Organism: Clavispora lusitaniae ATCC 42720
Lineage: Eukaryota; Fungi; Ascomycota; Pichiomycetes; Serinales; Metschnikowiaceae
Product: tRNA 1-methyladenosine methyltransferase subunit
Biological process (GO): tRNA methylation
Cellular component (GO): tRNA (m1A) methyltransferase complex; nucleus
Molecular function (GO): tRNA (adenine(58)-N1)-methyltransferase activity
Source: RefSeq, a predicted model, not a curated record